AACGGGGGCGUUGCUGGGGGUCGUUGCCAGGCUCGAGCUCGACCCAGUUUGAAAGUGAACCAAAGUCUCCAGUCGCUGCUUCAGCCACCAAACAACAACAAGACCCGAGAACCCCCAAAACCCGAGAACACGACCCAAAUUCUGCUUCAUCCUGUAGCCGGCCCUCCUAACGAGCCGCCAGUAUGAUGCGUAAAGACGUCAACAAGCCGAAGGGAAAGACGUCGGCGUACGCCUUCUUUGUGCAGACGUGUAGAGAGGAACACCGGAAGAAGAACCCUGAGCAGUCGGUCAACUUCGCCGAGUUCUCCAAGAAAUGCUCCGAGAGAUGGAAGGGUCUGACCGCCAACGAUAAGAAAUGUUUCGAGGACAUGGCGAAGGCCGACAAGGUGCGUUACAACCGCGACAUGCGAGACUACGUCCCACCCAAAGGCUUCGGGAAGAGGGGCCGCAAGAGGAAAGACCCCAACGCGCCCAAAAGACCCCCGUCUGCGUUCUUCGUGUUCUGCAGCGAGUACCGCCCCAGUGUGAAGCAGCAGUACCCCGGGCUCUCUAUAGGAGACUGUGCCAAGAAGCUCGGAGAGAUGUGGAGCAAACAGACUCAGUCCGACAAGGUGCCCUACGAGGAGAAGGCCCAGAAACUACGGGAGAAAUACGACCGGGACAUGGUGGCAUACCGCGGCGGCGGCACCACGUACGCCAGGAACCCCGGCUCUUCAGCUCAGGGAGGAGCGGAGGAGGAGGAGGAGGGCGAGGACGAAGAUGAGGAGGAGGACGACGACGAGUAAAGAGACGGAGAGUGAGACGGGCAGGUGUGUGUGUUUCAGAGGGCAGACAGACAGGUGAGGAAGUUGAGGUUAGAGUACAUAUCCAGGUCACGCCGCUUAGUUUCCUUUACUCCGGUUCGUGAGAGGCGGAGACGCCCAGAGACCGAAGCUUUGACGCUUUAAUCAGAAUGAACGUUACACACACAACUCAACAACAGUCGGUGACGUUUUGGCACUUAUUCCAGUCUCUCGCUUUAACUGUCAGUAACCAGGAUGUAGUUUUGAAGUCCCUUUUUAUGCAGACAGACAGGCAGAGAGAGAGAGACGGGUCGCUCUGAAACACACACACGGGACCUCUCUCUGUGUGUGUGUGUGUGUGUGUGUGUGUGUGUGUGUGUGUGUGUGCGAGAGAGAGAGAGAGAGGUCAUCAGAUGUUAAACUGUCCCACACCAGAGGACAGACCCCCCCCCCCCCCCUCACAGUCACCAUGGUUACCCCCCCCCCCCCCCCUGUGUGUUACCAUGGAUACCCCCGGCCCUCUUCUUCUUCUUCAUGUUUUUUAUUUCUGUUCCUUGUUCACUGUCAGUGCAGAAACUUCACUUUUAUAAUAAAACGACCAACUGAGGGAAAACACA
Molecule: messenger RNA, 1399 nt
Organism: Cottoperca gobio
Lineage: Eukaryota; Metazoa; Chordata; Actinopteri; Perciformes; Bovichtidae
Gene: hmgb2b
Product: high mobility group box 2b
Biological process (GO): regulation of transcription by RNA polymerase II
Source: RefSeq, a predicted model, not a curated record